Osmerus eperlanus (European smelt) is the source of this 1963-nucleotide messenger RNA. Its product is annotated as spermatogenesis- and oogenesis-specific basic helix-loop-helix-containing protein 2-like. Bases 270 to 740 code for a protein of 156 amino acids. Gene Ontology annotation, molecular function: RNA polymerase II cis-regulatory region sequence-specific DNA binding; protein dimerization activity; DNA-binding transcription factor activity, RNA polymerase II-specific. Gene Ontology annotation, biological process: spermatogenesis; regulation of DNA-templated transcription. NCBI's taxonomy places the organism in Eukaryota, Metazoa, Chordata, Actinopteri, Osmeriformes, Osmeridae. Gene Ontology annotation, cellular component: nucleus. The transcript is spliced from 7 exons. The record is from RefSeq and is a predicted model, not a curated record.
AUGACGGCGUCUUGGUUAUGUAAAAUAUAAUUAAGACAUGUUGGUAUGGUCUACUUGGAAGACUUUUGUUAAAACAAAUUGAAACUGAGAAGCUAAUAAACGGAAAUCAGCCGAGCUAAUAGAACAGAAUCGUGUGGUUACCAAAAGUGUACAUCUUAUCAUCUGAAGGUAAUAAAUAACCUAAUGCGCUUGCUAGAUUUCAUUGGACGUUGCAUCACGACACAGGUGUUCAAUAUUGUCGAUUGAUGAGAUGCUGACGGCAUUUUGUCAUGUUGGGGUUAGGUAGAAAAGCGUUUACCACGCGGAACAAACUCCACUUAAAAGGAUAUUGGACUGAGGAUGAUUUGCAUAAUAUAAAGAUGGAACCAAACGCAUCCAAACUGUCCGACCUUCAAGCCAAACCAGGAUCAUCUGCACAGGAUAAUCUGAAGCAUGUCGGUGGGGCGAAUGUGUCUGACCCUGAACCACCAGUACAGAGUGAGAGUGAGAUUCAGGCUGGCCUUCGCUCUCGCAUGGAACAAAAAAGAAGGUUACAAAUCCGAAUUUGUUGUCAGCGCUUGCAUGACCUUUUGCCUUUUGUCAAUGGUCGGUUGGACACAGCAUCUACUCUUGAGCUAACUGCCAAAUACAUGAGCUACCUCAAGCAGACACUCUCCAAGGACAUGUUGUCUAAGGUGGAUAAAUCCUUAGAAAAGAAUAGGAAAGCAAAACUUGCAGGCUCAGGAGGAGCCUAUCAUUAACCCUAAGCCCAAAGAGAGCAAAGCCUGUCGGCAGAAAGAACUCUGAUGAUCUCGUUGCCGCUCAUGCAUUAGAGCCAUACAUGUACAGACACAUUCAGCCAAGGAACUCUGAAGCUCAUCAGCCAAAUAUCACAGUUAUUAAUCCUCUGAUGAGAGAUAUGGAGACUUCUCAAUUUGUGACUCCAACUGGAAUCCCUGCCAGGCCAGUACUGUUGGAUGAGUCUACUGUUCCACGUGGACAAAUGCUACCAGUAUGCCAAAAUCUAUGUACUGCUCCAUCAUUUAAGUCAAUGGAAAAUAAUUAUAAGAUGUUCCCUCCAGCAUUUUUACACCCCACAGCUGGCCUGGUUACAUCAAUAAUGGAAAGUCAGAUGUUCAAACCUGAAAUGAAACAAGGUCCUGAAGUGGCUGUGUCUAGUGGUGUCCGAUGCAGCAUGCACCACUCAAGCCCUGUCCCAUCAAGGAUCUUUAACCAUAUCCCGAUGACCCCAGAUCAAUCAUGGUUUGUGAAUUGGACGUCCCCCAGUUUGCUAUCUGAGAACCAGACCCUUCAAGCAUCAUCACUUGGCUUGAAUGAAACAUGUCCGCAAGCAGAUGGACUCAGCCAGCACCAUGUCCCACCACCACUUUUUGAGGAUGGAACACCAUCCAUCUUAAACUCAGCAGCCUCCCCAUGGGCAGACCACUCUGCAAAAGAUUCACACUACUGUGAUCCCCCACCUUCUCUAUCAAGCUCAUGCUUGGCCAUGAGUACCUUGAGCAGUAACCCAAUGACAUACAGUCCACAGUCUUUUGCCGCAUCCAUUUGGUUUGAUCCAACAAAGUUGGAUAUAAUGGACACUCCAUUCAAAACUGAUGUUGCCCCCAACAUAGUUUUUUCUCCUUAGAAUUCCACAGGUGUCAGGUGAGUUCUGCUAACUUCAAGUAUCAAGUUCAUGCUCCUUACAAUCGCAGCAAGUAAGGAUACUCCAGCUGUACAUUCUGUACUUCCGUCUUUCAUUUAAUGCCUUGAGGGAUACAGUAGCACAGACAGUUCAUAUAACCGUGUCUCACAUGGAUGCAUUGUUAUGCAGUUGUAGUGGACUUUAAGUGAUUCUGUUGUGUACUGGCCACUUUAGAUCUCUUCCUGAAUGACUGUUCCAUCUAAUGACUCAGGGGCCUGACGGAAUGAAGUCUGAUCUGUCUUGUACCACAAAACAAGAGGAGAAACGUCAGACAAAUGA